AUGUCCGACUCACGAGCAGAGGACGACGAGACAUCCCCGUCUCCCUCCACGCCGCUGCGCCGGGAACGAGCCCCGACCAUCACCAUUGACACAUCCGCCGUGAGCACCCCGGAUGCUGCCCACCCCCCGAUCCAGAUCCUCUCGGGUCCGCCACAGGCCUCGCUCCAGACCUCCACAGACAAUGUCGAGGCCAUGGACACGAGCGCCCUGCUCAGCAACGGCAAUGUCUCCCCCACCGACAUGCGGUCCUCCGGAUCCAUCCGUUCCAGUGCCUCGUUCGAGAACCCACGUCGCGAGUCGAAGGACCGAGAUAGUCGGCCAACCUCGCCACACAAUAUCUCCUCGCCCAAGACCAAGGUCUCCGAGACACACUCCAAUUUCCUCGCCGUGCCCGGGACACGCUCUCGCGGCAAUUCAUUGGAGUCCGAGGACACCAGCCAGACAUCAAGCACGUACGGCGGAGACACCUAUGUGCAAACAGCAUCACGAUCUGAUAGCACCAAUUAUACCAAUGUCGAUGACGAGGACGCCCUCAAGCCCGAUCCGGAUCGCGAAUCCGAGUUCGACGUGGAGGAUAACAAGUUCGCUUUCUCGCCCGGCCAACUAAACAAGCUGCUGAAUCCGAAGAGUAUGGCCGCGCUAUACGCUCUCGGUGGACUGCGCGGGUUGGAAAAGGGAUUGCGGACGAAUGUGCGAAGUGGACUGAGUGUGGAUGAAACGGUAUUGGAUGGUACAGUCAACUUUGAAGAUGCGGUUUCGACCGAAGCCAUGCCCAAGUCGGCGUCACCAGUCUCGCCCCCUGAGGGCAACAGGCCAGGGACGGCAGAAACAAAUAAGGAGAAGGCGCCAGACCAGUUUUCAGAUCGGAGGCGCGUAUAUGGCAAUAACCGACUGCCAGAGAGAAAAGUGAAAACAAUCUGGGAGCUGGCAUGGAUUGCGUAUAACGAUAAGGUGCUUAUCUUGCUGACCAUCGCUGCUGUCGUUUCCCUUGCUGUGGGAAUCCCGCAGUCAAUCCAUCCGAAGAACCACGAGCCGGGUGUGGAGUGGGUGGAAGGCCUGGCCAUUAUCAUUGCUAUUGUGGUUGUGGUUGUUGUCGGUGCUGCCAACGACUGGCAAAAGGAACGACAGUUUGCCAAGCUCAACAAGAAGAAAGAGAAUCGACUGGUCAAGGUCAUGCGGUCCGGGAAGACGGAGGAAAUUUCCGUCUAUGAUAUUCUUGUCGGCGAUGUGAUGUACCUGGAACCGGGCGAUAUGUUGCCCGUGGAUGGAAUCUUGAUCGACGGUCACGAUGUCAAGUGUGAUGAGUCCUCUGCGACGGGCGAGUCAGAUCUUCUCCGCAAAACUGGUGGUGAUGAGGUCUAUAAGGCGAUCGAACACCGCGAAGACCUGAGAAAGAUGGACCCCUUUAUUGUGUCUGGCGGCAAAGUGUCCGAAGGCCUGGGAACGUUUCUGGUCACUGCCACCGGUGUUCACUCGACUCACGGCCGGACGAUGAUGUCUCUCCAGGAAGAGGGCGAAACCACCCCUUUGCAAACAAAGCUGAACGUGCUGGCCGAAUACAUUGCGAAGCUUGGUCUCGCCGCGGGUCUGCUGUUGUUCGUGGUGCUGUUCAUCAAAUUUCUCGUCCGACUCAAGUCCAUGGACGGCGGCGCCGACGUCAAAGGCCAGGCCUUCCUCCAGAUCUUCAUUGUGGCCGUCACCAUCGUCGUGGUGGCCGUACCUGAAGGCCUACCACUUGCGGUCACGCUUGCUCUCGCCUUUGCCACAACGAGAAUGAUCAAGGAUAACAACCUAGUGCGCUUCCUCAAGGCGUGCGAGACCAUGGGCAAUGCUACAACCAUAUGCUCCGACAAGACCGGAACACUCACAGAAAACAAAAUGAGCGUUGUUUCUGCGACUCUCGGCACUACCUCGAGGUUUGGGGACAAGCGACGUGGUUCAUCCGAUCAGUCGGACGAUGUCUCUGCUUCUGAGUUCGUGUCCACGCUCUCGCCGCCUGUCAAGGACCUCCUACUCAAGUCGAUCUCGCUCAACUCGACUGCCUUCGAAGGCGAGCAAGAAGGUGUAAAGACGUUCAUCGGAUCUAAAACAGAGACUGCGCUUCUUUCCUUCGCCAGAGAAUACCUAGGUAUGGGACCACCGAGCGAGGAGCGUGCAAACGCCAAGCUUGUGCAGAUGUUCCCGUUUGACUCCGGCCGCAAAUGCAUGGCCGUGGUCAUACAGAUGGAAAAUGGAAAAUACCGCAUGCUGGUGAAGGGUGCCGCAGAAAUCUUGACUUCCAACUCCACGCGCAUCUUGCGUGAUCCUACCAACGACCUGUCCGAGCUAUCGGUCGACGAUGAAACCCGGGCCACGCUGGAGAACAUUACGGAAAACUACGCGUCGCGAUCUUUGAGAUGCAUUGGCCUGGUCUACCGUGACUAUGAGCAAUGGCCGCCUCGUGGGUUCCCGACUCAGGAAAACGACCGUCAUAUGGCGGUUUUCGAACCUCUGUUCAAGGACAUGACGUUGCUCGGCAUCUUCGGCAUCCAGGACCCCGUCCGACAGGGAGUUGCCGAGGCAGUCAAUGUGUGUCAGCGCGCUGGAGUGUUUGUGCGGAUGGUGACAGGUGACAACCUCACGACGGCCAAAGCCAUUGCCCAAGAGUGUGGCAUCUACACCCCCGGUGGUAUUGCCAUUGAAGGCCCUCGGUUUCGUCGGUUGAGCCAACGUCAAAUGCACCAACUCAUUCCACGGCUGCAGGUCAUUGCGCGGUCAAGUCCAGAAGACAAAAAGAUUCUGGUCAAUCAGCUCAAGAAGUUGGGAGAGACUGUUGCUGUGACGGGAGAUGGAACCAAUGAUGCCCAGGCACUCAAAACCGCCGAUGUUGGCUUUGCCAUGGGUAUUACCGGGACUGAGGUCGCCAAGGAAGCGUCCGAUAUCAUUCUGAUGGAUGACAACUUUGCCUCGAUUGUCAAGGCCAUGGCAUGGGGUCGCACUGUCAGCGACGCUGUCAAGAAGUUCCUCCAAUUUCAAAUCACCGUCAACAUCACUGCUGUCAUCCUUACUUUCGUCUCGGCCGUGGCCAGCAGCAGCGAGGAUUCGGUUCUCAGCGCGGUUCAGCUGUUGUGGGUCAACCUCAUCAUGGACACUUUCGCGGCUUUGGCUUUGGCGACGGAUCCUCCUUUGCCAUAUGUUCUCAACCGCAGACCCGAGUCCAAGUCGAUGCCACUUAUCACUCUGACAAUGUGGAAGAUGAUCAUCGGACAGGCCAUCUAUCAGUUGGUUGUGACGUUUGUCCUCAACUUUGCUGGCCAGUCUAUCUUCCCAUGGGAUGACGGUCAUAUGCAGACGGUUGUUUUCAACACCUUUGUUUUCAUGCAGAUUUUCAACCAGUACAACAGCCGCCGCAUUGACAACCGCCUCAAUAUCUUGGAGGGUGUUCUCAAGAACAAGUGGUUCUUGGGUAUCCAAUUCAUCAUCAUUGGCGGUCAAGUGCUGAUCGCGUUUGUUGGUGGCGCGGCAUUUUCCGUAUCGCGCCUCGACAAAGGCUCCUACUGGGCUGUCAGCUUGGUUCUGGGUGCCAUUUCGGUGCCAAUUGGGAUAGUGAUCCGCCUCAUCCCCGACGAAUUCAUCAGGAAACUCAUCCCACACCUCUGGCACCGCAAACAGCGCCCCGAAGUUGUUGUUUCGGACGAAGACCGUCGCUACGAGUGGAACCCAGCCCUCGAAGAGAUCCGCGACCAAUUGACCUUCAUCAAGAGGGUUCGCGGCGGACGACUGCGACAUCUCAAACACAAGCUCCAGCAUCCGCAAGAACUGCUGUCUCGCUCGCGCAGCAAUUCCCGCUCUCGCGAAUCUUCCAUCCCACCCACCCCCAACGACGACAACGGCAGCCCAACUCCUCAGCCAGCCACACCCGAGUCUCGAACCCGCCGCAACACACGCUCCCGAUCCAACUCCACAUUCGGCCCCGCUGCCGCUAUGGCCGGUGUCAUCGCCGGCAGUAUCGCCGGCUGGUCACCCAUCGAACGCCCCCAAGACAUGUACUUCCCAUCCGGCAGUCCUCACGCGGGCCUAGCCGAGCAAGAAGGCAUCGAGAUCCACCCAGAAACUGCUGCGGACGACCGCAUUGUCAACGAGUACUCUACUCAGUCGAAAACGCCGCCCAGUCAGAACCCGGAUCUUGUGCCUUUCUUCGAACAUGCUCCUCCGGCCUCGUCAGAUCGGGCGCCCUCCAGCCGUGGCCGGAGGUCUCUGUCUCAGCGCUCGAGGUCCAGCCAGAGCCAGUCGCAGGUAUAA
Molecule: messenger RNA, 4281 nt
Organism: Penicillium lagena
Lineage: Eukaryota; Fungi; Ascomycota; Eurotiomycetes; Eurotiales; Aspergillaceae
Gene: pmcA
Product: putative P-type calcium ATPase
Exons: 1
Coding region: 1-4281 (1426 amino acids)
Biological process (GO): intracellular calcium ion homeostasis; calcium ion transmembrane transport
Cellular component (GO): membrane; intracellular membrane-bounded organelle
Molecular function (GO): P-type calcium transporter activity; ATP binding; ATP hydrolysis activity
Source: RefSeq, a predicted model, not a curated record